This is a messenger RNA of Blastomyces gilchristii SLH14081, 3260 nucleotides long. Its product is annotated as vacuolar protein sorting-associated protein 74. The record is from RefSeq and is a predicted model, not a curated record. Lineage: Eukaryota; Fungi; Ascomycota; Eurotiomycetes; Onygenales; Ajellomycetaceae. Gene Ontology annotation, molecular function: phosphatidylinositol-4-phosphate binding. The transcript has 4 exons. Gene Ontology annotation, biological process: retrograde vesicle-mediated transport, Golgi to endoplasmic reticulum; Golgi vesicle budding; Golgi organization. Bases 647 to 1726 code for a protein of 359 amino acids. Gene Ontology annotation, cellular component: trans-Golgi network; cytosol; Golgi cisterna.
AAAUAAAGCAAUAAUUAAUGGUAAGAGCAAUAAAUAACAAUAGAACAUUUUAACCCCAUUCUCCCGCCCUCUCCCUGCCAAGACCCGCUGGCCCAACCCCAACGCGCCCAUCCAUCCCCCAAGGCAGGUAGGGCAGGCAGAACAGAACAGCCAAACCAACCCCAUCCGAACAAACAAACAACGAACUCUCCAACCUUCCACCGCCGCUGGCCCCCUAAAUAACUCUAGCUGUUACAUCCCACCACUAUAUCCAUCCCGUACUCCAAUUGAUCGGGAUCUGCUUCUCGUCACCUGGCGCUGCUCCGCAGUAUCUGUGCCCUGGGAGUCGCAAUCCAGACCUGACCCAGUCCACUAAAAAUACAAUUUUGCUCGGGCUGAACUUCAUCACUCUCGCUCGCUCUCUCCUGAGAGAACGUAAAUAUAAAAUAUACCGACUAUCACUUCGCCUUAGGUCCCUCGCCAAAAUCCUAUGCUUCACACAUCUAUCAACUUCUAAGCUUCCUUCCCUCUCUCCCUCCCUCCCUCCCUCCCUCCGUCCCUCCCUCCGUCCGCCUAACCUCUCUACCUCUCUCCGUCCGGAUACUCUUACGACCAACGCCCUAACCUGACCCAACCGUUGCCCUCGACCCACUCUGCCCUCCCUCCCAUGGCUUCUGCCGGUGGUCUGACCCGCCGUCGCGGAGGUGUACGUUCCAACACAGAUGAUAUCAACAAUACCAAUGAUAGCAGCCGCGUCGCCUCCCCAUCUCGCCUAAACGGCUCUGGUAGUUUCGACAGCCGCGUGCCAGAGACAUCGUUCACCUCCAGCGGCCAAAAUGGCGGCCAUAAAAUUGCCUUUGAUCCCCGUGAUAUUAGUGAGAGUGAUGAGAGGAAUAAACAGCCGAAACUUACGUUGAUGGAGGAGGUGUUGUUGAUGGGGUUGAAAGACAAGCAGGGAUACCUAUCUUUCUGGAACGAGAACAUUUCAUACGCUCUACGAGGAUGCAUCGUUAUCGAAUUAGCUUUCCGCGGCCGCAUUAGCAUGCAAAAGGAUUCGUCGAGGAGACGCUUCCCGCUUGCCGACCGGGUAAUCGAGGUUAUCGACGACACGCUGACUGGAGAGGUCUUGCUGGACGAGACUCUGAAAAUGAUGAAGUCGAGUGAAAAGAUGAGCGUUAGCUCCUGGAUUGAUCUCCUAAGUGGUGAAACCUGGAACCUUAUGAAAAUCGGCUACCAACUGAAGCAAGUCAGAGAACGGCUGGCAAAGGGCUUAGUGGACAAGGGUAUCCUCCGAACGGAGAAGCGCAACUUCCUUCUCUUCGACAUGGCCACCCACCCCGUUGCAGAUACCGGCGCCAAGGACGAAAUCCACAAAAGAGUCCGGAACAUCUGCAGCAGUCGCACCGUUAUCCUCAACCCGAACCAGUUCUUGCCUGAAGAUAUUGAGUUUAGAUACCUGCGCACUGUCACGAUGGUUUGUGCGGCUUAUGCUGCCAACGUGCUUGAAAAUGCCCUAGUGACCAUGGGCCACGAGGCGCGGGAGAGGGCUUUCGCGCAGGUAGACGAGCUGUUGUCUGAAUAUUCACAAUGGCCGUUUGCGCGGCGGACAGGUGGUGCGCAGGGAAUUGGAGCGAAUUUAGCCCAAGCGGUUAACGAGGAAGUGGAGAAGGCGAAGGAUAGGGAGCUUCAACUAGAGGUGGUGGCGGCGUGUUUGAACGUAUUUACUCGUCUGGAUUCCCUUCUCUGAGCGAUCGCAACCAUUUGUUUCAAUCCUUAUUUCCCCAUAUAUUCGAUAAUGUGUCACCAUUCUUUCCACGCGCGACCUAUUUCAUCCACGCAUCCAUCUCAUCCACAGCCAUUCCUGCGCUAUGUAGCUACCCGGGCUCUCUCUAACUUUCUCUCCGAUUAUAUUACCCUCUUCUACAUCGGUCUCUACACUCAGGCCCUUUCAAUACUUUUCUAUCUCAUGAUGAAAACUGGGGAGGUUGGGGAAAGGAGACGCAAAACGGAAAUUUGUAAAAAGCGGGAACAAAAAAUUAUCUCUUUUCAUGGCAGUGAAAACUUAUUGUCUGGAUCUUCCUCUUCUCAGUCAUAUUUGUUACGUACUUCUCUAAGCCUGCUUCUCUCAUCUUCCAUAUUUCAUAUAUUUCUUUUUGCAGCUCUCUUCUUCAGUUCCUCGCGCCUGGUCAGCCUCCCGCUUCGAUACCGGAUUCCUUUUCCUUCUUGCUUAUUUUUUUGUCUUUAAUAUCGCCUGCUUUUAUUAAUCAGAUUCUUUAUGUUGUCUCGUCCGGCAAUCCCGCUUACACAAACCGUCUUGUUUCCCGGCUCCAUGCCCCCCACUUUAUCCGUGCUUUUUUACCUCAGACGAAUCAUGGGGUUAUUUCUUUACACGCCCAAGCGGGCCUUCUGGAAGAGCGAGGAAAUGAGCUAUCUAUGUACGAGAACCUCAAAUGGGGCUUGAAACUGUUGGGAUUGAAAUGAAUAGGUUAUAUCUAGCGUGGUUCUUUUCCUUGUCUAUUUCUUCGUCAUCCUGUGUGCUCUAUUCCCUUUUUCUUUAGUUUGCUGCUAUCAUGUCUUCUGUCAUAAGCCUUUUUUUUCUAUCCCCCUCGAUGUUAUUUAUAUUUAGUAUUUAGUCCUCCCUUUUAUUCUAUUGUUACUAUUAUUGUUACCAUGUCUCCCUCCAUCUGGCCUCGUACAAUCCCCAACGCUGUUCAUCCUCUAUAGAUGAUGUGUGAUGAUUAGAGUCAAGUUGACAUUGCUCAGACAUAGCUAUGGCUUUAAACCGACAUACAGCAUUCUUUCAUUUCCGUUAUUUCACGAUGACAGCUUCCCCCCGCCCUCUCCCAUGUACUGUAUGCCAAAACCAACCCAAGCACGCCUACCUAUCGUAACAAUUGACCCUCAAAACCACUUUGCCCCUCGAUCUCCUGCUCUCCACCAACUCCAUCGCCUCUCGCCCCUGAUACAGCUCCAUCUCCUUCUCCACAAACGCCUUCAACUCCCCCUUCUCCACCAGCAACGAAAUCUUCUCCAACUGCUCCCCGACCGGCCGAACAAUGAAAAACCGACUCCUCAGCCCCCUCUGCGCAAUCGCAUCCCUGACCCCCGCCCACUCGGGCUCCUGCUCAGGAACAGGCUGCGCAACACUAAUAAUAAUCCCGCCAUCCCUGACAACAGCGGGAUCAUACGCCUGCCGCAGUGUCUGGCCCCCAAUACAGUCCAGCACAAGAUCCACAGGCUCCCAGGCGCGUUUCCGAAACGCCUCGGCGAGCCCUUCCUUC